AGUAGAACAGGGUUAGAAGCUCUGUUCUUAGUUCACAGAGAGAUAAAACCCUAGCCGCAGCCAUAACCACUUACCAGUUCUAAAAAAUUAUAGCAUUUGGUUAUCUUGAUUGCUGGCUGGUUUUCUUAUUGAAGUUGUCCCUUCUGCAAGGCAUGUUUAGAGAAGGUGAAGAGCUGGCAGAAAUCAACCCAAAAUAGAAACCAUAAACCCUGUCUCUCUCUCUGUUGCUUGAAAAACAUGCCGUCAAUUCCUCAACCAGGUGAAGUUACCAUCUGUGAAAUCAAUCGAGACCUCAUUACUGCAGAUGAACUCUCUGAUGAUGCAGCUAAGGAAACCUAUGGCAAGGUUCUUGGAAUUAUAUUCAGUCCAGUUCCUUUUCAAUCAGAAAAUUUGUUGAGUACACUGAGCUCUGAACAAGGUGCCGAUCAGAGGAAGAGUGGCCUACUUUGGGCAGCAUUGCAGGCAGUUUCUACUGGUUUGCUGAGGCACUUUUUUCACCCCAUUGAUGUAAAAUUGUUACAAGAUGUUGAUUUCCAUGUUCUUGAUUGGCACCAGCACAAGCAUAUAUUAGCCUUUAUUUCCGGACAACAUCAGGUGAGAAUACGUGAUUAUGAAGAUUCUGAGGGAGGGAGUCCUUGCGUUUUGAUCAAUGACUCCCAAAAAGAUGUUAGAAGUCUUUCAUGGCGGCCAAAUGGUGGGAGGGCACUUGCUGUGGCCUGCAAGGGUGGCAUUUGCAUUUGGGCUGCUUCAUUUCCAGGCAAUACAGCUUCAGUGAGAUCAGGUGUCACAUUGGGUACUCUUUCUAGAGGCUCAGGAACUAAAUGGACCCUUGUAGACUUCCUUCUAAGUCCUGAACAAGAACAAAUUACUGCCCUUUCCUGGAGCCCAAACGGGAAGUAUUUGGCAUCAGCUUCAUUUGAGAGCUCUUCAUUCAUCAUUUGGGAUGUUGCUCAAGGAGUGGGAACACCUAUUCGACGUGGCUUAGGGGGCAUCUCCUUAUUGAGAUGGUCCCCAUCAGGAGAUUAUUUCUUCUCUGCAAAAUUUGAUGGGACAUUCUAUCUCUGGGAGACUAAUACAUGGACAUCAGAACCAUGGUCCUCAACUAAUGGUUUUGUCAUGGGAGCAGCUUGGGAUCCUGAUGGUAGUAGAAUACUCAUUGCUUUCUCUGAAUCUUCAACCUUGGGUUCCAUUCACUUUGCAACCAGGCCACCGUCUCUAGAUGCACAUCUUAUACCUGUUGAGUUGUCAGAUAUACAGUCCUUGACAGGAAGUCGAGGAAUAGAUAAGAUAGCAUGGGAUGCUUCAGGAGAGCGUCUAGCCUUGUCUUAUAGAGAUGGGAAUGACUUGUACAGAGGUCUUAUAGCAAUAUACGAUGUUAGAAGAAGUCCACUGAUUUCAGCAUCUUUGGUUGGGUUCAUUAGGGGUCCUGGAAAUGACACCAAGCCAAUAGCCUUUUCAUUUCAUGACAAGUUUAAGCAGGGACCAUUGCUUUCUGUGUGUUGGAGCAGUGGAUAUUGCUGCACCUAUCCCCUCAUAUUUCGCUCAAAUGUUCUUCCAUAAUCAAGGUAUAUUGGAAGUUUUACAAUCAACUAUUAUCCAAGAUUUUGAAUUGGUAGAUUGAAGAAACUGAUUUCCUAAUUCUAGAUGCAUCAUUUUCAACUAAUUUGGAAACUGUAGGGCAGUGCAUUUGGCAACUAAAUCUUGUUGUAACCAAAUAGAAGUUUGGGUUUAUGUUUACUGUUUAUGUUUCCAAUGGAGAAGUUCCUACCUAUGUUUGGAGGGUUUAAUAUUACAGUUGGAAGUAAACAAAAGAAGCUCUGAUGAUGAAGUUGUCAAGAUGUUUAUAUCGUUCCAAUUUCUGAUGCUUUUGGUCAUAGACCAGAGCUAUAUGUGGAACUGAAGGGACAACUGAGGAGCUUGUUUGUGUUACGCUCAUUCAUACACUAAAAAGGAGUUUGUUUAUGGACA
Molecule: messenger RNA, 1968 nt
Organism: Solanum pennellii
Lineage: Eukaryota; Viridiplantae; Streptophyta; Magnoliopsida; Solanales; Solanaceae
Product: aladin
Exons: 2
Coding region: 238-1560 (440 amino acids)
Biological process (GO): nucleocytoplasmic transport
Cellular component (GO): nuclear pore
Molecular function (GO): protein binding
Source: RefSeq, a predicted model, not a curated record